CGCUAGUAGCGGUGAAAUGGCGACGCAUAACACUUUCUCGUGUGAAUUUUUUGCCGAAAAUACGAUGAAUUAUGCCAUAUUAUAAAGAAAACAAACUUUCUAGCAAGGGUUUUGCUUAGAACGACCUCUUGCUGUUUUUAUUUUUGGUACAGAACGUUAUAAAAGGUGAUUUAUUUGCGAUAAUCUGUCGGCAUUUCGAUUUGGUGUGUGUGUGUCUCGUGUACGCUUUUUCGAAGAGAACCGCUGUUUGUAUUACAUAUUUCUCGUUGUUUUCAGUGAGUUGUGCGCGUAACAUAUUAUGUCUGUACAUUACAAGUUCAAAUCUGCACUGGAAUAUGAUACGGUUACUUUUGACGGUCUGCAUAUCUCUGUGAAGGACCUGAAAAAUGCCAUCAUCCAGCAAAAGCGGAUAGGGAAAAGUACAGAUUUCGAUUUGCAAGUUACGAACGCUCAGACUAAAGAAGUAUAUCAAGAUGAGAAUGUUCUCAUUCCAAAGAACACCUCCCUGCUCAUAGCUCGGAUACCAGUGAUUGCUCAAAAGCAGAAACAGUGGGAAGGGUAUAGUGGCGACAAUACCCCACCAGCUAAAUUGGAUGAAGGAGGACCCAUAACAAAAGCAACAGAUUUGUCCAGUCUAGAUGCUCCUGAAGAUGAUAAAAUCAAGGCUAUGAUGUCACAGUCCACUCAGGAUUAUGAUCCUAGCAAUUACCAGAAGAUAAGAGGUGCAAAUCAAAUGGGACCAGUGCCUCCUAAUUACAAGUGCUACAAGUGUCAUCAAGGAGGUCAUUGGAUUAAGGAUUGUACAUUUUCUCUAGGACCUGACCCGAUAGAAAUAAAGAAGAGUACUGGUAUUCCUAAAAGUUUCAUGGUACCUGUUGAUGGUCCCCAAGUACCAGGAGCAAUGAUGACGCCAAAUGGACAGUACGCUGUACCACUUCUAGAUCAUCAGGCUUAUAACCAAAUGGUUCCUCCGGCCCCAGCAGCUGAGCCAAAACCGGAAAUUCCAGAAGACUUAAUCUGCAGCAUUUGCAAUGAUCUGUUGACGGAUGCUGUGAUGAUUCCAUGCUGCGGCAACAGCUUUUGUGAUGAGUGUAUCAGAAGUGUGCUUUUGGAAAGUGAGGACCAUGAAUGUCCUGAUUGUCAUGAGAAGGAUAUUUCACCCGACACACUCAUUCCUAAUAGGUUUAUAAGGACAUCAGUAGGCAAGUUCAAAAACACAACUGGAUAUGUAAAAAAACCUAUUGAUAGGCCUUCUAGGUAUACUGCAAUUCCUCAGAAAAGUCCACCUCAAGUGCCAGAAUCGACAGAAAAGCUACCAGCAGAGCAUGGAACAGUUAUUUCUGAAGCUGAUUCUACAGAACACACUAAGAAUAAUCAGGAUGCUGACAAAGAUGAGGGACGCAAAUUUAUCUCUGAGGAGGGUCCACCCGGUGUGUCGCCUAGAAACUCGCCUAAAGAGAAAACACGAAGGCUGACUCCACCUAGGGAACAUAGAGAAAGGUCUAGUAAGCAUAAAUACAGGGAUAAAGAUCGAGAAGAUUCGCCGAGAAGAAGUUCAAGGUCGAAUAGGUCACCAACUUACAAGGAGCCACGUGAAGGGAGAUCUCUUACACCAACUGUGGACGAGCCGUCUAGGUCACACUUUGCUAGGUCUGCAGAAUAUAAUAGUUCAGCUCCACCUCCCGGCACUAUACCUCCUGUCAUAGGCGGAGUUGCUUCACAGUUGCAGACCAUUCCGACGACGUACUCUAGUCCAGGCGGCCUGCCGCCUCCGAUGAACAGUUACCCGCCCACGCAGGGUCCGCCGCAGCCCAAUUUCAGGUUACCGCCCCCCGGCGUUGCCGCACCGCCGCCUUAUAUGCCUCCAGGACCGUUUCCGAUGCAACCGAGGCCAAUGUUCGAUGCGAGUAGACCUCCGAUGGGUGGUCCUCCUCAGUUCAAUCCCACUUAUCCUCCGGGAUCAAGGAGGGACUAUGGACGAGGUCGCAGAGACAGGACGCCACCAGGAUUGAUAGACGAUCCCCUGGCAGCGUUCAAUCGUAUGCUGCGCGAGAAGGACGAGCAGAAACGCAGGCAGUUUCGCAGGAUGAGACGCAGUUUUAGCAGGAGUCGGAGUCGUAGCGGUAGCAGAUCGCCGCCCCCUAUAAGGCGGAGGCAGAGAUCAAGGUCGCCGAUAGGCGGGAACAGGGGCCCGCCGAGGAGAGGGAGCAGGUCCAGAUCGAGGUCUAGGUCGUUCUCGUUGAGCAGGUCCCGUAGCGGGUCGUUCACCGGCAGCCGUAGAGGCAGCCCGCCGCCUCCUUACAGAUCGCCCCCGAGAAGGGGAUCGCCACCGCCGCCAAGGAAAGCGUCUAGGUACCGAUCGCCGUCGCCUGGGGGCAGGCGCUCCAGAUCUCCGCCUCCAAGAUCCCGCAGCAGAUCGUUCUCCGGAAGUCGUAGGGGCAGUCCGCCGCCUCCUUACAGGUCGCCCGUGAGAAGGGGUUCUCCACCCCCGCCGUCUCGAAAAGCGCCUAGGUAUCGAUCGCCGUCCCCAGCUUCUGGGGGCAGACGCUCCAGAUCCCCGCCGCCAAGAUCCCGUUACACGGGUCGAGACCGAGAGCGCUCGUUCGAGGACGAUCGCGAAUACCGAGGCCCCAGAGGAGGCUCGCAUCGAGAGAGAGACGUACGAUCGCGCGACAGAGACAGGGACAGAGAUCGGUACUUCGACGGGGGUAGGGGAGCGCCCCAAGGACCGCCCCCGAGCCAGCAAUGGUCGAACCCGCCUCAUCCGGAUUACUACGGGGCGGUGCAGACUGGCGGGCAACAGGUGCCGCCUCCGGGGUAUCAACCAAACAGGUAUGGCCAAGUUCCUCACGGGAGAGACUUUCCUCCAACGUCUUACAACCAGCCGUUCCCGCAAACGAUCCACAGCAUCCAACCAUCUCAAAGGCAGCAAUACCAAGACAUCCGACCGCCAGGCGUAGACGACGAAAUUGCACCUCCAGGUGUCGAUGAGCCUCCACCGCGCGUUGGAACUCCUAAAAGGGAAGAAAAAGAAAGGGAAGAUAAACACGUAGACAGAAAAGACAGAGAAAGGGAUAGGGAAAGAGACAAGGAUAGAGACAGGGAUAGAAAACGAAGACGAGAUAAGAGAAGUCGAACCCCUGAUAGAGCUAGAAAUCCUAGCCCGAAAAGAAAAUCGAAAUCUAGAGAGAGAGACUCGCCAGACAAACGAGAAAGGAGAAAAAGAAGAGACUCCUCAGAAGAGAAAGACGAUGAAAAGAAACGCAGUAAAGAUAAAAAGAAACAUCACAAGGAAAAGAAAGAUACUGACAGGAAGAAGAAGAAAGAAAAGAAAGACAAGCACAAGAAAGAUAAAGAUGCUAAGGACAAGAAGUCUAGGGACGAGAAAAAGACAACUAAAAAGGAAGGUGAAAGCAAAGAGGAAAUCGAGGAUGAAAAAGUUGAACCUGAUAAGGUUGAAAAGAAGGAAUCCAAGACAGAAGAAAAGAAAGCAGAAGCAAAGGUUAAAGAUCCCUCCCCUAAAGCAGAAACGCCUGAGAAGAUUGCUGAAUCAAAACCGAAAAAAGACAUACAAUCUGUUAAAAACGAACCGAAACCAACUAUACGGCAAGGUUCCGACGUCAAACAAGACUUAUAUGACGACAUCGCGGACCAGGCAGAUGUCAAAGUCGUCGAAGGUUACGGCAAGCUAGACGAAGAUACAUCCUUCGAAGACAUAGUCGAAAAAGAAACGAUGGGCAUGGAAGAACCGAUGGAAGAAGGCGAGAUCAAGGAUCUCGACGAGGAGGAAAAGGAUAUCUUGGAGUUGCACACCACAGACAUGGAUUUGAAGACGGAGCUGGAUAAAAGCGACAUCCUGGCUCCGGUGCCGGAGAGAUCGAAAUGGGAAGUGGACGACGACGGGCUGUUGAGUCCGAAAGAAAGCAACGUGUCGGAUACGAAGAGCGACAAGUCCGGAAAGGUGACGAACGAGGUGCUGAAGCGCGCCGAGAACGCCAUCUUCGCGAAAGCGAUCAACGCGAUUCGGCCGAUCGAGAUCAAGAAAAUCGGGGCGGACAGGGUCAAGCUCUAUUCGGGAGAUGUUGACAAAGAAGAGGUGAUUCUUAUAUCGAGCACGGUGGAAGUGAAAAAAGAACAACCCCCAGCGAGACUCCCAGUGAAAGAGAGGUUAGGCAUAAAGGUGGACGAUUCAGAGAAAGUUAUCAAUCUGACAGGAAGAAAUAGAGCAGGGACUAUUUCGCCGUUCAGUAGACGAGGGGAGAGCGGAAGAAACUACGCGAUGGGCGAGAGAAGGGAACAUGACGACCACAGAAGAGGUAGGCGAUCACGAUCAAGGAGAAGGGAUGAUUCCAGAGAUGUCCACAGAAGAUUGGAAAUCAGACACCACGGCAGGCACGAGCCGAAAGGAACAGAGAAGAGGAAGGAUAGGAAGGACGAAAGGAAACAAGACGAUAAGAAGAAAAAGAAGCGGUCGAGAUCGCCUAGCGAGGGCGACGACAAGAGACACAAGAAAAAAGACAAGAAGGUGAAGAAAGAGAAAACGAAAAAGGGCAAAGACGAAGAAGACCAGAUCGAGAAAGAAGCUAAAGAUGAGCCGAAACCGUCGACGACGACGAAACGCAAACCGACCAUAGACGAAGCGAAUUUCGAACCGGAUUACGACGAGUCGCAGUCUGAAGGCGAGCUGAAAAAGAGUUCCAGUUCGAGUUCAGAUUCGGACUCCAGUUCGGAGGAAGAAAGGAAAAAGAAGAAGCACAAGAAGAGGAAGAAGAGAAAGAAGAAAGAGAGCAGCAGUAGCAGCAGCAGUUCGGACUCCGAGUCCGAUUCUAGUGACAGCGACAGAAAGAAGAGGAAAAAACAUAAGAAGAACAAGAAGAAAAAGAAAAAGACCAAGCAUAAGUGAUUGGUUGAUGUCGCGUGUAUCCCGCGAUUCCGGAUUUAUUGGGACUGAUAUAGCAUACCUGUUUUCCUGUAUAUAGCUUGGUGUUUGCUGUAUAAUUAACAUAAAAUAAAAGUGAACAAAUAUU
This is a messenger RNA of Acanthoscelides obtectus, 5027 nucleotides long. NCBI's taxonomy places the organism in Eukaryota, Metazoa, Arthropoda, Insecta, Coleoptera, Chrysomelidae. The record is from the annotation of a GenBank genome assembly.